Molecule: messenger RNA, 894 nt
Organism: Phytophthora nicotianae INRA-310
Lineage: Eukaryota; Oomycota; Peronosporomycetes; Peronosporales; Peronosporaceae
Exons: 1
Coding region: 1-894 (297 amino acids)
Source: RefSeq, a predicted model, not a curated record
AUGGCGGCCACCAAGCGCGCGCUGGGGCGCAACAUCAUGGUCUUCGCGAGCGAAGUGCCGGUCAUCAGCGCGAUGAAUCCGUAUCGCAAGAUCGAGGAGGUUUUUCUUGACGUUUGGCGCCGCACGAAUCCUAGCCAGGUCUCCUCUCUCCAAAAGCGUCUCUCUCUAGCGCUGCCCAGUCCUGAAGAGAAGAUGCAAGCCAUCGUACAGGAUUUAGGCGCCGCUCCAGCCAUCAAUGAGCUGAUCCUAGAGGCCUCUGAGGCCAAAACUAUUCACCAGGUGGCCACAGCUCAAGCCAAGGUGGUGAAAUCAUUACCAUCCGCCACCCCGGCCGACGUAAAGGCCGACGUGGUACAAUUUGUGACCUCCACGAUGCAUAAGGGCUUCGGUGUUAAGCAGGAGACAGCAGGCAUCGAGCAAUACCAGGAGAAAAGAAAAGUGGUGGUUAAAGAGAGAAAUUUGGUCUUCUCGAAGAAGAAAAUAGCUACUAUAGGGGACUAUAACUUGCUAGUGGGGGGCAAGAUCGACGGUCGAGCGGAUGGGAAGGUGAUAGAAGUCAAGAACCGACUCAAGAGGUUCAUGAACCCAUUGCCCAAGUACGACAUCGCCCAAUUGCAGACGUAUCUGUACAUUCUUGACGUGCAGGAAGGGGAAUUGGUGGAGCAUUUACAGGCUGAUAAGGCACAGACCAAGAUGACCAAAGUGCCGUGGAACGACAAAAUGUGGAACGCGGAGAUUGAGCCAUACCUUGUGCGGUUCGGCAGUGCUUUGACAUACUUGAUGAAGGACAAGACUGCGCAAAAGGACUAUCUACAGUCGGAUGCUGGUCAACAGCGAGAGAUUAUUCGAUAUCUGUGGAGUCAGGAGGUGCAGCAGACCGAAUUACUAAAAUAA